UGGGACGAGCUGAGGAAACCCUGAAGCGUACAGCGCGCUGCCAGGCGGGUGGCAAAGAGGACCAUCUUGCAGCCGAGCAGACUGCUCUAGAGUUACUCUUUAACGUCGUGUUCUUAGUUAUUCGCAAACAGUGCAGUAUAAAAACAAAAAAAUGUUCUCCCGAUUAAGAGUAGCUGCCACUCCCUGUGCCAUGGCAUGUCGCAGUGCGCAUACGAAAGAGAAAGGCAAGCCACUGAUGUUAAACCCACGAACAAACAAGGGCAUGGCCUUUACGUUGCACGAACGACAGAUGCUUGGGUUGCAAGGACUUCUGCCUCCUAAAAUAGAGACACAAGACAUUCAAGCCUUACGCUUCCAUAAGAAUUUGGCAAAAAUGAACGACCCCUUGGAAAAGUAUAUCUACAUAAUGGGAAUCCAAGAGAGAAAUGAAAAAUUAUUCUAUAGGGUAUUACAAGAUGAUAUUGAGCGGUUAAUGCCAAUUGUAUAUACACCAACAGUAGGCCUUGCCUGCUCCCAAUAUGGACACAUCUUCAGGAGACCAAAAGGAUUAUUUAUUUCUAUCUCAGACAGAGGUCAUAUAAGAUCAAUUGUGAACAACUGGCCAGAGAAUGACGUUAAGGCUGUUGUUGUCACUGAUGGAGAAAGAAUAUUGGGUCUUGGAGACCUAGGUGUCUAUGGAAUGGGAAUUCCAGUAGGAAAACUGUGUUUGUAUACGGCCUGUGCUGGCAUACAUCCAGAUAAAUGCUUGCCCGUGUGUAUCGACGUUGGAACUGACAAUACAACACUCUUGAAAGAUCCGUUUUAUAUGGGCCUGUAUCAAAAACGGGAUCGCUCACAAGUCUAUGAUGACCUAAUUGAUGAGUUUAUGGAAGCCAUUACAGACAGGUAUGGCCAGAACACGCUUAUCCAGUUUGAAGACUUUGGAAAUCACAAUGCUUUUCGUUUUUUGAGAAAAUACAGAGAGAAAUAUUGUACCUUCAAUGAUGAUAUUCAAGGAACAGCUUCAGUGGCCUUAGCAGGACUGUUGGCAGCACAGAGAGCCACUGGCAAACCAGUUGCAGAGCAGAAAGUGCUGUUCCUUGGAGCAGGAGAGGCUGCCCUGGGAAUUGCAAACCUCAUUGUUAUGGCUAUGAUGGAAAGCGGUGUUUCUGCGGAGGAAGCCUACAAGAAAAUAUGGAUGUUUGACAAAUAUGGUUUACUGAUUCAGGGCCGAGAACACAUGGUAGAUUCCAAUCAAGAACCAUUUACGCACCAUGCUCCAGAGCUGAUACCAAAGACAUUUGUAGAGGCAGUGAACGUACUUCGGCCUUCAGCUAUCAUUGGAGUUGCAGGAGCUGGGCGGCUUUUCUCACAUGAGGUGAUCAAAGCAAUGGGCUCUAUCAAUGAGCGACCCAUCAUAUUUGCACUAAGUAACCCCACAGUGAAAGCUGAAUGCACAGCAGAGGAAGCAUAUACGUUAACAGAGGGACGAUGCUUGUUUGCCAGUGGCAGUCCCUUCGACCUGGUGACCUUGAAAGAUGGACGAAUCUUCAAACCGGGCCAGGGGAACAAUGCUUACAUCUUUCCAGGCGUGGCUCUCGCUGUGAUCCUCAGCAGUGUUCGACAUAUUAGUGAUAAGGUUUUCCUAGAGGCUGCUAAGGCUUUGACAGAACAGUUGACUGAUGAAGAACUUGCGCAAGGAAGACUUUAUCCUCCACUGUCUAAUAUCAGGGAAGUUUCUAUUUAUAUUGCCGUCAAGGUUAUGGAAUUUUUGUACGCGAACAACAUGGCUUUCCACUAUCCUGAACCUGCAGACAAGAACCAUUACAUUCGAUCAAAAGUUUGGACCUACGAAUAUGAAUCCUUCAUGCCAGAUGUGUAUGACUGGCCUGAGUCUAAAGUACACUGAUGCACCAGAAGAUAGCACUCCUCAGGCAGCAUCUUCUACUCUGCAGGGAUCCCUUUUUCAGACCAAUUUAAAUCGUGACUUUUGAGACUUGUAAUUUAUUUUCUCUCAUUUUGUUGUCUUUUUCCCCCUCUCCCUUGUUUUUCAUUUGACGUAGAUUUCUCCCCAUCUUCCCAAGUAUCUGAUGAUACCGUGUGGGUGAUGGCAUCUGUCACAUAACUGAUAGAGCUCUCCAGAAUUAAUGUAAAUAAUGAUACUGCGUUUCUAGCUUAGAGCCCUCACCACACUAAAGAAUUCCAAUAAUGAUGUUUUAGCUGCAUGCGUACUAUAAUGAAUUAUAGCUCUCUCCACACUGCUGAUUUCCAGAAUCAUUUAUUUCUGCUUUUAAUAAUCAGUCUUCUGUCUAAUUCUCCUGGUGUUGUCACACUGCAUUAUUUGUGACAUCAUAAGAGAAUUUGUCAAGAAAAAAUAAGGACAGCUUAAGACGAAUCUAGCGGUCUAGCGGGCUUUCUGUGUUGUCUGAUGAUUAAAGAUGCACACGUCCAGGCUUCCUUGCUUCAUUGGCUGCUCUGUUUUUUUGAAAGUGCUUUGAAGAGCCGUGUGGUGUGCACAUGUAGAAUCGGCAGCAAUAUUUGUAUUCUGAAUUUUCAUCAUUGUGUGAAAUCUCCUAUCGGGAAAAAUAGGAACUAGUUACAAUGUAUCCUUGGAAAGUCUGAAAAUAAUAUUAAUCACUUACUGACUUUAAAAAACAAAGCUAUGCUGUUGCAUUAGAAAUUGCGUCGUAUAAAGGCAGAACCUGAAGUAACAUGCAGAAAUCUUUUAGAGGGAUUGUUGAGAGAGAUCUGCGUUAGACUCCAAGGUGAUGUGCCAAAGGACUUUUGUUUCAUUUGUUUGGUUUUUUUCAGGUUCUGUUUCUUCUAAGUAAAUCAGCAAGAUCGUUUUCUCUCUUUAGCUGCAUAACUUUGUUUUCACCAAAGGACUUGUUUUUAAUGUUUUUGUGAUACCACUGACUUGAAGGGCUCCUUAGUGGACUUAGUUGCCACUUUGAACGAAAGACUCCUUCCCCACAAGCUGAGGAAGCUAAACCAGAAAGUGUUCCAGGCAGCUGUUGACAUGCACGUUUACAGAAGUUUGACUGACUGUUUCUUGGGAUUUCAGUUCAGCGUACUUUUAGUUUGACCGCAGUGAACGUAAGACGUGAAAGAUCUAAUGCUCAGCAGUUUUAAGUUGAUUACUUGAUCCUCCUCACUCCCUUUACAGGCUUAAUUUGUCAGGUAUUUUGUAAGAAAACAGAAAUUGCUAGUUUGAUUUUUGUCGCUGUUUCCUCGCAGUGGUAGUACUGCACAUUUGCUACAGAUAUAUCACAAUGUGCAUUCCUUUUCAUUUUGUUCACAUCUGCUUUGAAUUGCCCUCCAUUAUUUUAUAUCAGCAUGCAACAACAAAUUUUUGUAGUUACUGUCUCCGACUUCUCUAAAUCUAGCCUCUCUAAAAAGCAAUAGAGCAGAGAGUGGAACAGAAGUGGAGAUGAUGUGCCCUCCCGUACUUUGUUGCAAAAAGACAAAAACUUGACAAAAAUAAAUACAUGUAAAAAAGUUGUACUGAACAAAAAAAAAAAAAGGGGGGGGGGGGGGAGGGAGAAGAUUUAAAACGGGUGUACUGGCAAACUUGAAGACAGAAACCAAAGAGAUGAAGUAAAUCGUGCUCAGAAUUUACCCAUGGCAAGCAAAUGUCUCAUGCCCUCAUUUAUAUUGGAAAAUGCAUUCUCUUCAGAACUAAGUAAAAUCGGGCCAAAAUAGAACAGGAAAUACAGACUCUGUAACCCCUUAAAAAGACGCGGUCUCUUGGUUAUUGCCUAGUCCCUGAUUUUAAUAGAAAGAAGUAUUAGGGGAAAAGGACAGUAAACUUUUGGAAGAUUUCACCUAAGCGAGGGAAGAAGACUGAUUAUAUAAACACAGAAAGCAGUGACAUAGGGAAAAAAAGCCAUAUUCAAACUGUGGUGAAAUGCUGUCUGGUGAGGCUCUAAAUGCUACAUUGCCAAGUUGUGUGAUUUAUGUGGUUUGCAACUUAUCUGUGCAAGUAUAUAUACAAAAAAAAGACCAACACACACACGAUGUUUUUACAAAGAAUGCUUUUUUCAUCUAUUUUUGCUAUGCUUAGUUUUUAGUGUAUUUAAAUAUGUGGUCUUACUGAAAAAUUAUUUAUUUAGUGUACAAAUUAUUUUUACCUUUUGAAAAUUCAACCCGUGCUGAAGCACGGACUGAAAGCCUGUUGUAGCGUGUCAGUGAGGUUCUGCAUCGUUGUGCUAAAGCAUAUCAGCAGCGCGCGCUUCCUCGCUGCUUCUGACGAAAUAUUGAGUAGAAGAGCAACAGAUAUCCCAUGCGCUGAUCUUGUGCCCUGGCUGAGACCGACUGCAGAGGCAGGGCAGUCGCUCAGUAAAUAUAACUCGGUGUUACAAAAUAAAGAUCUACAUCCAUCUAUUCGGUCUUGAUUUUUUUCAGGCAGUGAGUGCAGCCAUCAUUUAUACGGUGGGCACUGACAGCACUCAGGGUGUCAGAACAUCUGGUACUUGGGAAAAUAAUAUUCCCGGCUCACAACAGGAGCCUUGCUUUGGGCAAGCGUGGUUUCGUUUCCCAGAGGAAGCUACCAAACAGACAAUUGGCAGUGGCUUGUGUCAAGGACAGGGAAGACUCCUGUUUUGCGAAAAGCAGUUCUUUCUCCUCCUGGCGUGGGCUGCCUGCUGUCUUCUCUGUGCGGAGGCCAAGAGGCGUUGUUCAGAACUGGCUGAUAGUGGGAUUUUCCUAGCUGUAAACGUUACUAGAUACUUUUAUGAAAAUCCCACUGCACAGGUGAGGAAAAACUUAGUCGUGUUUUUACUUUCAUCUUUAACUGACUGUGAGGCUCUAGUUACGAUACAGUCAUCCCCCAGCGCGGCUGUAGGUGUUCCCAAGGUCUGGAGUAGCGGGGUCCUGAUUGCGUCUCCCUAAUCCGUCCCAGUUAUGUCAGCUAAGAGGUCCCAGCUAGGCUUCAUCUGCACGCACAUCUGUGUGCUUUGUUUAGUCAGGCUCUGUUGGUCAUCUAUAGCUCGAAAUAGAGACAAUGUAGGAUUUUGCCGUCAACUUACAGCCAUUGUUUUCCAUUUGCAACAGGUAACAUGUCACAAACUUCUAAGUGUUUCACUCUUCCAUCUUUCUCAGAAUGCUUUUAAGUAGAUUGAUCUUCAGAUUUGAUGAACUCUUCAAAUCUAAUUAAUCUUUGAAUCAAUUAGCUAACUGUUAAUUGUCAGUUAACUAAUUAAUUAACUGUUUGUCUUGCCACUUAGGAAGGAACCACAGUAUCCCUUUUCAUAUUCUACUUAAUCUGAAUUUUUUUUUCUUUGCAGGCUUUAUCAAAAGCAUUUAUUAAUCUGUAUCAGUACAGAAAGUUCUCUUAGGCAGCAUGCAAAGACCAAAAGCUUUCACCAGGAUGCGUUUUGUAACACUACAUAGUGUAAGUUAAGCUUAUAUUAUUUUUUGAAAAUUUUUGCCUAAACGAUGACUAGUGGUGCAGCUCUAGUGACUUUUGCCCUCUGAGUGGUAUAGAAAUAUGUCUUUCAGGUCUCUUCUGUUAGAUUCUAUUCUGGAGUUAGAGAACACUUGAGAGAAAAAUACUAAGCAUCAAAAACUCCCAUUAAAGUCAGCAGAGCUGAGGAUGCUUAAGUCUUUUUCAGGACUGGCCCAAGACUCGCUCCUGUGAAAUCAACAGGAGCAGGAUAUGUACAGAAACAUCUACGUGAGGAGAAGUGGAAGGUCUUUAAAAAGAAAAGUAGCUAAGGGAGCGUAGCCUCACUUUAUGAAACACCUGUGUUCUUGUUCAAAGACGUUACAAAGGUUUGUGUAUUCCUGAAGCGUAUGCCAGUGUGCCAACAGCUGACGUGGAGAGGAAGAUUAUUAAAAUGUAGUGUCUGGUUAUAUUUGAAACCAAAAGUGUGACUUGCCACCCAAGUUCUUCUUGGAUAUGUUUGUUAAUGGUGAUGUUUCAUGAUGUCGUCGUUUGUUUUCCAAGCUUACAGUGAAGUGACGCUUUACAUGCAGAUCAGUGUUUAGCAGGUUUCCCUGCGGUAGGUGUGUGCGUUCUCUGUACUGUCUUCGUCAGCACGCUGUUUUGCAGGAGGGGGGUGACGUAACCCAAUGUCAUGCUCUUCUGAUAGAAACUGUAAGUAAGGGACAAUAUACCUUGUAUUUUUUUUUCAUUAGCAGCCCUGUUUAGUGAAUGCUCCAGUAGGAGAAUUGGGAUCAGUACUGUUGUACAGCUACAACUAUGAAUUUUAGUUCAGCUCACUCUGGAUUUAAUUGAAAUUCAAGUUGUGUUCUUUCAUUUGGGGCUUGCGCCAGCUUUCCUCGAUGUUAAAGGUGCAGAUGUUAGUGUCUCUGUGAUUUAGAUAAAGUAACCUACCAACUUUCAGACAGGGACUGUAAGAACAAAACAGUUUGGGCUUCAGUUCUGUCUUGGCUAUUAAUGCUAUUCUUGAAUUCAAGAAGAAAACCACUGUCAUUGUAGGAUUUUUUUUUAAAGCUGAUGCUCACUGUUACAAAGCAUACUGCUUGCUACCCUCUUUUGUAACACAUGUACAUAAUAUGCAAGGACUGGUACUAUCUUGAAUACUGGAGCAAAGAGAAAAUCUAGAACAAAGCUCUAAUUACAGCCACUUGGCAGCUGAAUUUGAUGAACGCCGUUCAGUUGCCUCUGGUGAAGGGACGUGUAAUUCUGUAUGAGUCUACCUUGACCUACCUGCCUACCUACUCUUGAAAUGUUAUGUUACCAUGGUAUCAGAAAGCCUGCAGAUGUUCUCAGUGAGACACGAAGACAGCUCAGCACGCUUCAGGCCUCUGCUGCCCGUCAUCGCUCUCCGGAGCGCCAGCACUCGGUGACGAUGCAGCUUGCUCGCGCCUGCUCCAGAGGGAUGUGUGCUAACAGCUGGAUCACGUGUGGGGGAUUCGAUAUCUUGUGGUGUAGCGGACCAUGGCUAGAACUCAUUAAAACCUCUCUUGGGUCAGGUUUUUGACUUGCCAGCGCUGAGAGAGCUCUCUGUAGGGAGUGCACAUAUAUAUUCCACGCGCACAAAAUGGGCACUGGACUGAACUGAACAUUAACCCUCCGAGUACCUCGGGCUUUGACUUACCCGUCCUUUAAAUAGCUCCUUUCUAAUAAAAACGGAAAUAAAAAUACUCUUCAGACUGCGCAAACAUAGCAAGUUUGUCAGUUUUUCAGGAAAUAAAGAUGAUUUUGCCAUUUUAUCGUAAGCACAUCUAUCUUACACAAGUAAACGUAACUCUGUAUUGCAAUGCUUGUGACGACAAUUCCAGUCUAAUCUACCUAAGGGUUGACUUAAUCUAGGAGGGUCAUUGCUCAGCUGAAACUAAACUUGUAUUUAAAUGUAAACUGUUUGGGUUUUUUUUUUUUUCUCCUUUAUAUAAUAUUGUAACCGUUGAAUGUGUGUUCCGGUCUUCUAUUUUCUUAGUAAAAUGCA
Messenger RNA from Struthio camelus australis, 7391 nucleotides. RefSeq names its product NAD-dependent malic enzyme, mitochondrial. NCBI's taxonomy places the organism in Eukaryota, Metazoa, Chordata, Aves, Struthioniformes, Struthionidae. Gene Ontology annotation, biological process: pyruvate metabolic process; malate metabolic process. The record is from RefSeq and is a predicted model, not a curated record. Gene Ontology annotation, cellular component: mitochondrion. Gene Ontology annotation, molecular function: NAD binding; malate dehydrogenase (decarboxylating) (NADP+) activity.